AUGGUAUCCCCUUACCACUCUUCAUCCUUCCGCUCCCUCCUCCUAACACUCUGUACCCUCAUAAUCACGAUCAGCACCUCCUCCGUUUCGUCACAAGACGAUGAUGAUCAAGGCCAGAGAUUCCAAGACUGCGCCCGCCUGUUCGAGUGCGGCGACAUCCAAGCCGCCUACCCUUUCUGGGGCGGCGGCCGCCCUAGCUACUGCGGCCUCUCCGACCUCAACCUCACUUGCAACGCGACCACCCAGAUCACCACCAUCACCAUCCUAGACCUCACUUAUCAGGUCCUCCGAGUCGACGAUUUCUCCCGUAUCCUAACCCUGGUCCGGGCCGACAACCGGGCCGAUCUCUGCCCCGCGGAGCCCCUCAUCAACACCACCACCAUUGAAUCCUCUCUGCUCUCUCUCGCGCCGGACACUCAGUUAGUCACGCUUUACUACGGGUGCUCGCCGCUGGGGAACGGGGUCCAAGCCCCGGCGAGUUUGGGGCGGUUCAAUUGCGGCCGCGACAACAGUUCCCAGGACUACUUUGUGACGAGCGAGGGCCUGGCGGGGUCCUACGACGCGGCGGUCAGGACCUUGUUGGGUUCCUGCGGGGCUCGAGUUACGGUUCCGGCGAAUCGGACGGCGGUGGCGGGAUUGGAAUCGUCGCCUACGGCGGAGAGGUUGGAGGCGGCCAUUGGCCAGGGGUUUGGGGCGAGGUGGGCCGCGAAUGACACUUUGUGCGCCACGUGUCGGGAUUCCGGUGGCCAGUGUGGGUCAGUCGGGGGGUCGUUUACUUGCUGGCCGCCGGUCGAGUUUUGGUUCGCCCAUGUCGUAUGGCAAUUCAGCCCUCCUCUGUAG
Messenger RNA from Linum tenue, 840 nucleotides. The record is from the annotation of a GenBank genome assembly. NCBI's taxonomy places the organism in Eukaryota, Viridiplantae, Streptophyta, Magnoliopsida, Malpighiales, Linaceae.